AUGGAGCGUUUCGGCUCGGUUACUUCCAUCAACGAUUCAGUUCGUUCAGUUGGAUUCGCGUCAAUUCAGUUGCGUCCUGCCAAUGCGUGGAGGAGUUCGGAAAGUUUGAAGAAAAUCGUAGAAUGGAGUGAUGCUAGCCAACAAUUUUUUGUAGUGAGACACCCGAGUCUUCCGAAUUUCCCGAUGAAUCGUAGUGGCUUUCUUCAGGCUGUGUUAGUGCCAAUUUGUCGCGACGUGCCGUUCGUUUCGCUGGUGAAAAAGGGGCAAGAAGAGGAAAAAGAACGACACAGGGUACGACGGGGAAGUGUCGAGACGGUAUCGCGAGUGUUCUACUUGGUAUUUUUCAUUUGUGUUAUGCAAACGGUGGCUGUAUUUGGGUGCUCCAGCGGCGACUCUCAUCAUUGCGUCGCGAAACCCAUGAGAGCUUCGAGCAGGUACGGCGUGCCCAUGGGAUCUCUGAACGGAAAUGGGAUGCCUGUCAACCGGGACUGGACCACGACCCGCGAGUUGGACCAGUUUUUGAAGGAGAAUGGAGCUUACGAAACUGAAGAGGGCAUUCAGCGAAGAGUCGACAUUUUGUCUCGGAUAAGCGCAGUCGUUAAGGAAUGGGUGAAAGAUUUGGCGAAGCAGCGGAGGUUGCCGGACUUGCUAAUAAACUCGUCUGGUGGAACCGUGAUUCCGUUCGGCUCUUUCAAGCUGGGCAUUCACACCCCGGGGGCGGAUAUAGAUGCACUGUGUGUCGCCCCGCGCCACGUUGAGCGUUCCGAUUUCUUCACUAGCUUCGUCGAAUUCCUCCGAGCCACGUCGGGUGUAUCUGAUAUCAGGCCGAUCGAAGACGCUUAUGUGCCAGUAUUGAAACUGAAGCUGGAUGGCAUUGAAUUGGAUCUCGUGUUCGCAAAACUGCCAAUCGCCCAAGUUCGGGACAAUCUGAAUUUAGACGAUGCUUUCCACGUCGCACCGUCCGACCCGAAAUGCUUGCGAAGCUGGAACGGGUGUCGUGUUACCGACGAAAUCCUCAGAGUCGUUCCUUACCAGGACCAUUUUCGGGUCACGCUUAGAGCUGUACGACUAUGGGCAAAACGUCGAGGUCUGUAUAGUAAUGUGCAUGGUUACCUUGGGGGUGUUUCGUGGGCCAUGCUGGUGGCACGAGUUUGUCAAAUGUACCCGAAUGCUUCACCCGCGCUCUUGGUGCACCGGUUUUUCUUCACGUAUUCAAAUUGGGACUGGCCAAAGGCUGUGACUAUUCGUCCCACUUACGAUGGUCAUCAUGGCUUUCCUAAUUGGGAUGGAAGGCUCAACUCCGCUGACCGAUUUCACUUGAUGCCGAUCAUCACACCGGUUCAUCCCCAGCAAAACUCAACUUUUAAUGUUAAUCACUCAACUCGAGGGAUUAUCCUCGACGAGUUCCAUCGCGGAUUGGAACAUGCGGAUAAGGUGCUUCGUGGAACCGGGUCGUGGGACGCGUUGUUCGAAAAGCUGAACUUCUUCAACAUUUAUCAUCACUUCGUUGUGGUUAGUGCGCUAUCUACCCCAGAUUCGUCUGAACAUCUUGCCUGGGUGGGUCUUGUUGAAAGCAAGCUGAGGCAUUUGUCGAGUUACCUUGAGCGCAUCGUCGCACUUGAUCUCAUUCAUCCGUACCCAUUCCAAUUCUCUUGCGGUAUCGUCGAUGGUUCCUUGUGUACACGAUGGUUUUUUGGGCUCAUGUAUGAGCGGCAGCCGAACAAUUAUGAAAUGGAAUCUAUAUUGUACAAUUUCUCGGAACUCGUUGAUGUUCAUACGAGAAUAAACGGUGUUCCGUCAGCGGGGAGAAGUACGAAGCUCACUUUCGUGCACAGGAAAACCAUAACGAGCUUGAUACCGACGAAGUUCCACCCGGAGCACCUCUUGACUGAUGGAUCUGCGGGCAUGAAUUUUCCCGACCGGGUAACUCCGGUUUUAAAUAUCGGAAAAGGCUCGGGUGAUGUGUUUCCUGAACCCGGUGUGAAGAAACCACGAGUUGCCGUUCCCAAGGGGCAAAGCGCCGGAGCGGGAUCGGCGCAAGCUGAGAAAUUUGUUUUCAACAUCCCCGCUAUGCCGAAGCGGACACUGUGAUUUUGGUUAGAUUGACCGUACUGACAACGUUUUUAAGCAAUUCUUAACUUCUUUUUGCGUAUGGCUCUCGAUGGAGGUGCAUGAUGCUAAGUCGAUCCUUGACUGUGCGAAGAUCUCGCUCCGCUAGUUCGAAUCUCGUGGUCGAGCGGUGACGAGUUUAACGCGUCUCUAUCCUUCGGCGGAUUGUUGGAAAUGUCGUUGAAAUCGAGACGAUGCCGAAGUGCUUUUCUUUUUUUAUAUUUGAGUGUUGGAUUCGUUUGUAAGGUGCAUUCCAAUGCGUCCUCGCAAACUUUCGUGGUUUAGACGCAUGCGUGCAAAAAAUUGAAAAAGCAUAAAAAAAAUUUACAAAAUUCAAGAAAACAAGACCAAAAAAAUCUAAAAACUUGGAAAGUGUAAUAAAAAGAAAAAAAAGUGGGGGGAGAUCGUAUCGACUCUUUUCUGUUGGAAACUACGUGGCUUCUGUCUUACCU
This is a messenger RNA of Notodromas monacha, 2561 nucleotides long. The record is from the annotation of a GenBank genome assembly. NCBI's taxonomy places the organism in Eukaryota, Metazoa, Arthropoda, Ostracoda, Podocopida, Cyprididae.